Daphnia pulicaria is the source of this 585-nucleotide messenger RNA. RefSeq lists its product as uncharacterized. Bases 131 to 445 code for a protein of 104 amino acids. NCBI's taxonomy places the organism in Eukaryota, Metazoa, Arthropoda, Branchiopoda, Diplostraca, Daphniidae. The record is from RefSeq and is a predicted model, not a curated record. The transcript is spliced from 8 exons.
UAAAGGGUGACGACGACAUUUGUAAUCAGUCGAACAUUCACCACCAGCCCCAGGAGAUCUUCUGCAAGUUGUGGUUUUAGGUAAAAAUAAUUUCAAGUCAAAAUCAUGUUCGUUGCUGAUCUGCAACCACAUGCUGGCCAUGCGUCCUAAACUUGGUGAAGAUUCCAGCAUGGGUUAUGACUGUGGGACCAGUUUCGGUCUGUUGAGGUUGUACGUCUUGACAAUGUGUGUACUAUGGAAAAAUGGCUUGAAAGGGCUCAUGCAGUUGGAAGGCGAGCGUUUCUCUUGUCAGCAGCCUGUCCCUCUGAAGGACAGUGUUGAUUGGUUUAUCAUCAAUGACAUUUUAUAUGAUGUGUAUACUACUCUUUUAAUCUUUUUGAAGGUUGGUUGCUACCCUGAAUCUCACUUACUCCUUUCCUCAAGUGAUGGAUGUGGACAUUUUUGAUGAGCUCUGAUGAUAAUCACAAGCAUAUGCCUGAUGAACCGCAAGGGGUUGAUGUUUACAAGGAUACUGAGCUCUUUUGUUGCAUUUAUUAGUGUUUAUAUGGCAGCUUGCUAUCCAUUUCUAAAGCUAGCAUUUUUGUG